UCAGCGUGACACAAAUAAGACACUGCAAUGUCAGCUGAGACUGAAACGAGAUGGAAUGAAGGUCGAAGAUGUUUUAGAGCCACACUCGUGACCGACCACACGCAUUCUGAAGGGCACGUGGGCCCGCAUUCCUUUACGUGAAUGAAGCGACUUUCAGUUUCGAUUCUUCAGAAGCACCGCUCGCUUGUCACAGUUUGUCACAGUGGAUCUCCGUUCACGAUGGCAGCAGCUCGCCCUUUGCUGUCCGCCGAUCAGUUCACCUGCUCGGUGUGUCUGGAAGUCCUGAAGAAGCCCGUCACUAUCCCGUGUGGACACAACUACUGCCUGGACUGUAUUAAUGACUACUGGGACCAGUCCGACACCAUGGGGGUCAACAUCUGCCCUCAGUGCAGGCGAUCAUUUAAUGUGAGGCCCGAGCUGAACAGAAACACCGUACUGGCAGAAAUAAUAGAAAAACUGAAUGAAAUGCAAAGCGAUGUCGCUCUGUCUCAGAGUUACGCCGGACCUGACGAUGUCCCCUGUGAUGUUUGCCCGGGGAGAAAAUGGAGAGCCGUGAAGACCUGCCUGACCUGCAUGGCCUCUUACUGCGAAAGUCACCUGCAGCCACACAGAGAGUUCGAAGCUCUGAAGAAACACAAACUGGGGGAGCCGACUGGAAACCUCGAGGAGAAAAUCUGCCAAAAACACCUGAGAGUCCUGGAAAUCUUCUGUAGGACCGACGAGACGUGCGUAUGUUUACUAUGUGUGGCGACCGAGCACAAGAGUCACGACACGGUGACACCUGAGGAGGAGAGAGCGGGGAGACAGAGUCAACUGGAUAAAGAAAAGAAACGGCUGAGAAAGAGAAUCCAGGAGACAGAGAAGAGACUGGCGGAAAUCAAAGAGAGUGUAGUGAAGAUUCAGAGAUCUGCACAGAAAGAGCUGCAGGAUCAUGAGGAUACCUUCAACUUCCUGACUCAAAUAAUUGAGACGCUGAGGUCCAAGGUUACCGAGACAGUUAGAGAUCAUGAGUGGAAAGAGGUGAGAAAAGCUGAAGAGCUCAUGGAGCAACUGGAGAAUGAGAUUAAGGAGCUGAAGAAGACCAGUGCCGAGUUGGCCCAGCUUUCCCAUACUGAUGACCACAUCCACUUCCUAAAGAAAUUUCCAUCCCUCUGUGUCCCUAUGAGUGACGGAGUCUCACCUAAACUCACGGCCAAUUCAGAUUUCCUUCCUGAGACUCUGAAGAAAGACCUGUCCGAGCUGCAGAGGCAUCUUCAGGAGAUGAGUGGCUGGGAAUUUGUGAAGAGCCGGCAGACAGAAGUAAAAACCCCAAGUUGCUUCCAGCAGAAUAUGAGUAGGAAUUCAUUUCUACAAUAUGCCUGUCAGAUCACAUUGGACCUGAACACGGCACAACAGCGCCUUCAGCUGACGGAACAGGGUACUAGGGUGACGUGUAGUGAGAUAGAGAUCCCAUAUCCUGAUCACCCUGACAGAUUUGAUUGGUGGACUCAAGUCCUGUGCAGAGAGGCCCUGAGCAGCAGCCGCUACUACUGGGAGGUCGAGUGGAGUGGAGAUGGGGUGGUAAUUGGGGUGACAUAUAAAGGAAUCGGCAGAAAAGGAAGGAGCAAAAAAAGUAGCCUUGGAGACAAUGACAUAUCCUGGCAUUUGCUCUGCUUUGCCUCCCAUUGGGUCAAGGAAGGUCCCCCGCCCUAUAGAGUCGGCGUGUUCCUGGACUGUCCUGCUGGCACUGUGUCAUUUUACAAAGUGACAGACACAAUGACUCUCCUACUCAAGCACAGAGCCUCCUUCAAAGAGCCCCUCUAUCCAGGGUUUCGCAUUAAGCUUAACUCCAAUUUGAAAAUCUGCCCUCUGAACCCCUCUGGCCAGUAACUGGUAUCCCUACAGAUGACCUUUGAACUUUAACUGGAAACAAAAGAGAAUACGUGUGUGGAAGAUGACACCUGACUGAGUGAAUCUGGAGAAGAGACAACAUAAGACAUGUCCACACUACUACAUCUUCUCUUAAAAAAUAAUUACUUAAAGGCAAAUGAUCUCCAUCCCAUCUAGCAGUUUCACAUCUUUUCGAACAUCUUCACCUACACUGAAACAACUGGAAAUGAAUGUGGUGUAACUGCUCACCCACAUGGGGCAUUCACACAAUGGCGGAAACAGACAGAGGAGGAGCCCUCCAUAAAGGGAUGGUAACACCGUCGGCCACGGGAUUGGUGACGACUGGUAAGUUAUUGGACUUCUGUGCAUGUAAGAAACAUUCAGACUGAACAAAAGGCAAUUGAGACGCAUUCGGAUAAGCAACACGACAAGCGUCAUGGAAAGCAGCUCCUCUGUGGCCGCAGUGUUUUCAACUGUGAAGGGUGACCAAUCAGGGAAUGAGAUGUAAUGUGCAGGAUCCAAUCAGGGAAGGGUGGUGUAAUAAGUGCAAAGCAAUGGUUUGUGUUUACAAAGUUCUCCAUUUUCAUCCAUCAACAAUGAAACAGCGAACCAGCAUUUUCAGAACAUAUGACACUCUGGCGAGAGUUUUUAAAAGUCUCAAUUUUCAGCAGUUAAAAUCACCAGAGUAAUGUGGAUGAAAUGUGAAACUAAUGUCUAAGUUUUUACACAAAAUCAUAGCAGCCUGGACAUACAGUAGGCAUAGUGUGAGCUGCUCUUCAGGCCGCCAUUACCAUUCUGACUUUAUAUUUCAAUCAAGUCUUUGAAUUGUUAUUCAAAUGAUGGAGGAGGUGGGGGCGUGUUGGGGGGGUCUAGUGAGGAGCAAAAUGAAAUUCAAUUUUCAGCAUAACUUUGCCAAAAAAAUCCUGAAUUAAAUUUUAUUUUGGUUCCAGCAAAAUGUCUGCUAUUCACACAAG
Messenger RNA from Polypterus senegalus (gray bichir), 2843 nucleotides. Its product is annotated as tripartite motif-containing protein 16-like. The record is from RefSeq and is a predicted model, not a curated record. The coding region runs from base 142 to 1869 and encodes 575 amino acids. The transcript is spliced from 6 exons. NCBI's taxonomy places the organism in Eukaryota, Metazoa, Chordata, Cladistia, Polypteriformes, Polypteridae. Gene Ontology annotation, molecular function: zinc ion binding; protein binding.